AUGAGUUUGGUACAUUCGCCGAACAAGAAGGGAUCCUCGGAUGCGCAAGUCACGCAGCGUAAACGUAAACAACAUGCAUUAGAUGACGAUCUGAGAAAUGAGAUGACCGAAUUUAGGACGGAAAGUAUGUCUUUCCUAAAAGAUUUCCGGACGGCUCAUGACCAGGAUGUGAAAGAUAUGCGCUCUGAUCUUAAUGAAAUAAAAAAUGAUAUCUGCUCAUUGAGAACAGAUAUGCAUAAAAUGAAGGAAGAACACUCCAACUUCAAAAAAGAAUUAAGCAGUAUUGUGGAUUCUAUUGAAUACCAGUCAAAGGAGCAGAAUGAUCUUAAAUCCUGCGUUGACUUAAUGAAAGAGGAUUUGACUUUAUUAAAAACAACUGAAAACGAAUUGGCUGAAUGUAAAAAACAACUUGGCGAGUUAACUGAGGAGUAUCAAAUUCAACAGCAACGUGAACGACUGAAUAAUUUGGAAAUCUCGGGCAUCCCAGAAUCACACAAUGAAAAUCUCUCUCAACAUUUGCAUCAAAUAUGUCAAGUUCUUGGCCUAGUACUGUGCGCUGACGACAUAAUUCACAUUCACAGAGUACCUACCCGAGUAUCAAAUAAUCCGAAGCUUAUCAUAGUCAAGUUUAAAUCACAACUGAUAAAGGAUUCGAUAAUAUCUGCUAUACGCAAGAAAAAGGCACUCACUACAAAGGAAAUAGGGAUGGGAGGAGAGGACCGUCGCAUCUACGUGAAUGAACACCUCACACCAUAUUAUAAAGCACUAUACAGGAAGACCCGUGAGCUGGCGUCCAAAUCUUCGUUCCAGUUUGUUUGGAUUCGUAACUGCAAAAUCUACGUUCGCCGGAACGACACAUCGCCCUCGUUUUUCAUAAAAACCCAAAAAGAUUUGGAAAAACUGAAGUGA
This is a messenger RNA of Ostrinia nubilalis (European corn borer), 909 nucleotides long. RefSeq lists its product as uncharacterized. The record is from RefSeq and is a predicted model, not a curated record. The transcript has a single exon. Gene Ontology annotation, biological process: retrotransposition. Bases 1 to 909 code for a protein of 302 amino acids. Gene Ontology annotation, molecular function: single-stranded RNA binding. Gene Ontology annotation, cellular component: ribonucleoprotein complex. NCBI's taxonomy places the organism in Eukaryota, Metazoa, Arthropoda, Insecta, Lepidoptera, Crambidae.